Messenger RNA from Ooceraea biroi (clonal raider ant), 2474 nucleotides. RefSeq lists its product as uncharacterized. NCBI's taxonomy places the organism in Eukaryota, Metazoa, Arthropoda, Insecta, Hymenoptera, Formicidae. Gene Ontology annotation, cellular component: plasma membrane. Gene Ontology annotation, molecular function: G protein-coupled receptor activity. The record is from RefSeq and is a predicted model, not a curated record. Gene Ontology annotation, biological process: G protein-coupled receptor signaling pathway.
GAGAAGAGAGCGAACGCUGGAAAGGCGGAAGGAGAGUCGCGCAAAGUAUCGCGUUCGUCACGCAUCGGGCGUCCGCCUCGGCUGGCUGGAAGAGGCGCACCGUUUCCCAGGGGAAAAUGAGAGCGACGUCCUCGUGCUCGUGAAACUAAAGGUGGAAGAAAGAAGUAACGUGACGCUCGAGAGGACGGGAGAUGUACGGCGCCGAGAGGGAGGAGGUGUCUGAAAGCUGGCAACACACGUAUGACCUGAGCAGCACCAUGAUUCCCAACGUGAGUACGGCGAUCGACGUCGAGGAGCACUUCUGCAAGCACAUCCUCUACAAGGAAAUUCAAGACUCGAGAGUACGGAUAUGGGACGUUGUGAUUUUAGUACCGAAUCUCCUGUUCCUUCUGUUCAUCGCAAUGCGGUUUAACCGUGCAAGGCUAAAGUUACGUGCUACGAGCAGCCCAAUAUUCCUGGCGUUUUACGGUCUGGUCAUCUGUAACAUAGUUAUAUCAGUGAUACGAUGCGUGGUGUCAAUGACGGUGAACGCCGCAGCGACCGUCGGCGGUAAGGCCGACAAAGUGCUGUGGGUCACAGUGAGAUUUUUUCUGCUGUGUACCGAGAUGAGCGUAGUUAUAUUCGGUUUAGCGUUCGGUCACCUGGACAGCCGCUCGAGCAUUCGUAGAGUGCUGCUCGCCACGUCGCUCAUAGCUUUGGCAUUCACGAUCACUCAAGGAACACUGGAAUUGGUCCUGCCGGAUGACACGUUCCACAUUCCCAGCCGAGACUUUUACGUGUUCGGCCACGGCGGCAUGAUGUUUUGGUUUUGCAGCAGUCUCGUUUUUACUACGAUAUAUCUCUUUAUAUUAAUACUGCCAUGGACACGGUUGCGGGACCGCCUAGCACUUCCUACGCGGAAAAGCUUUUACGUCUAUGCCGGAACGUUGGCGACGUUGGACCUGGUGCAAUCGAUCGGCGCGGGCUUUCUCAACUACACGCAAAAUCCAGUGGGUCUGUGCAUCGUGGACUUCACGGCGGCGAUCUAUCUGACUCUCUUUACUCCCUUCGUUUACUAUACGUUCCUGUCGGAAUUCUUCGGGGUCUCGCAACCUACAAUAAUGUUUUCGUACAAAGCGCAAGUCGACGACGCGAUGGACGAAGACACGGUGUCGUUGCCGCACCAACAGAGCUUCUCGUCCUUGAAAACCGACAGCGAUUACAUCUAUCAGGUCCAUACUCCUUCUAUUCACAUGCCGCUAUAUGAUUCCCAGGCAUCCUCCAAGUCCUCCAAGCAGGGUGCUUCUCUCCACUCUUUAACAUCCGCUAAAGGCCGCAAAAGUAGUUACGCAGCUUCUUACGAUUCACAUGGUGCACUGUACCGCUCGACUUUCGGUGUUAGGAGGUUCGACAGGCCCGCCAGCACGGAGAAGGGUAUCUCAGAAUUGGUUCACUAUCCCUUGAUCAGGUCCAGCGCUUUGCCCGUCGUACAGAAAAGCGUGCCAGAUCUGAGAAGUCCCAGUCCGAUCCGGGAGAGCAGCUCCGCACCAGUAACGCACUUUAAGUACCAGGCUCCCGGUAGCGUCUCGAACUUUCUCCUCCCGGGCGAUACCGCCAGUAACUUCCUCUACAAACCGGGAACGAACGACAGUAGCGUCAAUCUGUUUUCUCAAACGAGGAAGAGUAGUUUAGAGACCCUUGAUAAAACGGUUAUGUUGUACGCCACGCUCGAAAAUAUUUCGCGCAGACACAGUAGCAGCCUGGAGGCACCGGCUCCAGCGCUCGAGAAUACCUUGCAGUCGAUCUUGGACAGCGGCACUGUCGAAAGCAAAACGGAGAAUACCCAAGGCUCUCGCUUAACGACGAGCGACAUGGAGAAAGUGGGUAAGGAAAGCGCCGCUGUCGCGGGUCCGAGUCAUCUUGACGCCAAGAUGUCCUUUAAGAUUCACUCCGACGAUACGUUACCUGGAACGCGCGAUAUCUUAAACGUCACGCAGGAAUUUCUGCCCGCGCCCGUUUCCAUAACCGGCGCCAAAAGAAAGAGCAGAAACGACUCGAGGGCAGGCGAGCAGGGCGGUUUGAGCGAUUACCUGCUGUCCAUAACGUCCCCGAAAAUCCGGAAACUGUCUAGGAAUGACGGUAGCCAGCCUCCCGAUCCCUCCCGAGAUUCAGACCUCCACACGCAAACUGAGUCUUUGUAAAUAGCUUGUGUGUCGAUACGUAUCGGCUGUAGUCGAUUUACUGUUGUACCUGUACAUAACGUAGAUGAUACUUCCAGGUUUUGCGUUGAUAUUAUUAUUACUUGUUUUAAUCCACGGGUGAAACAAAUCAAGAUUUGUAUAUUGAGUUGUCGUGCUGUUAUUAUUAUACAUGUGUUUAAUAAUCUUUUACGCAUUAUAACGCGUGGUGAAGUGCCGCUCGAGUGCUUUAUCUAACUGUAAAUAUCUCAAGCAUGUCUAGGAAUAUCUUAUAAUUAAACGUAUUGAUGUAGCCAA